Molecule: messenger RNA, 1137 nt
Organism: Charadrius vociferus (killdeer)
Lineage: Eukaryota; Metazoa; Chordata; Aves; Charadriiformes; Charadriidae
Gene: NANS
Product: N-acetylneuraminic acid synthase
Exons: 5
Biological process (GO): carbohydrate biosynthetic process
Molecular function (GO): N-acylneuraminate-9-phosphate synthase activity
Source: RefSeq, a predicted model, not a curated record
GACUGUGGAGCAGACUGUGCUAAAUUCCAGAAGAGCGAACUGGAGUACAAAUUCAACAAGAAAGCCUUAGAAAGGCCCUAUACCUCUAAACACUCCUGGGGAAAGACCUAUGGGGAGCACAAGCGUCACUUGGAGUUUAGUCAUGACCAAUAUAGAGAGCUAAAGAAAUAUGCAGAGGAGAUUGGCAUUUUCUUCACAGCUUCUGGCAUGGAUGAGAUGGCUGUAGAAUUUCUACAUGAACUGGAUGUUCCAUUUUUCAAAGUAGGAUCAGGAGAUACAAACAAUUUUCCAUAUUUGGAAAAGACUGCAAAGAAAGGUCGCCCAAUGGUGAUUUCCAGUGGGAUGCAGUCAAUGAACACAAUGCAUCAGGUUUAUCAGAUUGUGAAGCCCAUCAAUCCAAACUUCUGCUUCCUGCAAUGCACCAGUGCAUACCCACUUCAGCCAGAGGAUGUCAAUCUCCGUGUUAUAUCGGCAUAUCAGUCAGCUUUUCCUGAUAUCCCCAUUGGCUAUUCGGGGCAUGAAACUGGCAUAGCCAUUUCAGUGGCAGCUGUUGCUAUGGGUGCUAAAGUAGUGGAACGCCAUGUGACUCUCGACAAAACAUGGAAAGGAAGUGACCACCAAGCAUCGCUGGAGCCAAAUGAACUGGCGGAAUUAGUGAAAGCCAUCCGUACUGUGGAAAAAGCAAUGGGUUCACCAGUCAAACAACUCUUGCCCUGUGAAAUGGCUUGCAAUGAAAAGCUGGGAAAGUCUGUUGUGGCUAAAGUGACAAUUCCUGAAGGUGCAGUACUGACACUUGACAUGCUGACAGUAAAGGUGGGAGAGCCUAAGGGAUUUCCCCCAGAAGCCAUCUUUGAUCUGGUGGGACAGAAAGUUAAAAAAUGUAUUGAAGAAGAUGAAACCAUCACUGAGCAAGCAGUGGAAAAUCAUGUCAAAAAAGUGAAGUGCUAAACCAAAGCACUUCAUUCAAUAUUUCAUGAUGCAGUACUGCACUACUGCACAACAUAUUUAAGUAUAGCAGCAUGGUAGAUUAGAAGAAAAAGGUGUAAUUAGGAUCCAAGCAGGUUAGAAUUUUCAAGUUCUCAUUAGCAGGAAGUUUCUGAAGUAAGUGGAUAUAAAUUGUAAAGAGUAAUUUUAUUA